This is a messenger RNA of Penicillium taxi, 3606 nucleotides long. Its product is annotated as GTPase BMS1. The record is from RefSeq and is a predicted model, not a curated record. The transcript has 3 exons. Gene Ontology annotation, cellular component: 90S preribosome; nucleus. Lineage: Eukaryota; Fungi; Ascomycota; Eurotiomycetes; Eurotiales; Aspergillaceae. The coding region runs from base 1 to 3606 and encodes 1201 amino acids. Gene Ontology annotation, biological process: maturation of SSU-rRNA from tricistronic rRNA transcript (SSU-rRNA, 5.8S rRNA, LSU-rRNA); ribosome biogenesis; endonucleolytic cleavage of tricistronic rRNA transcript (SSU-rRNA, 5.8S rRNA, LSU-rRNA). Gene Ontology annotation, molecular function: GTP binding; GTPase activity; U3 snoRNA binding.
AUGGAGCAGCAAUCAAAUCGGGCCCAUCGGCCUGCAAAGGAGAAGAAGAAAUUUGAAGGAAGCAAUCCGAAGGCUUUCGCCUAUUCCAAUCCUGGAAAGCUUGGUAGACAGGCUGCUCGAUCCUACGAUGUCAAGGAAAAAAGACUACAUGUUCCCCAGGUGGAUCGCAUGCCUGAAGAGGCCCCUCCAACUGUGGUUGCACUCGUUGGACCCCCAGGCGUUGGCAAGACCACUCUUCUGAAGUCACUGAUUCGUCGCUACACUAAGCAGACUCUGAGCUCCCCCCAAGGUCCAUUGACUGUAGUUACUUCCAAGAAAAAGCGCCUCACUUUCAUCGAAUGUCCCUCAGAUUCCCUAGCAGCCAUGAUUGAUGUCUCUAAAAUCGCGGAUAUUGUCCUUCUCAUGAUUGAUGGUAACUACGGCUUUGAGAUGGAGACAAUGGAGUUCUUGAACGCCUUGUCGACGAGUGGUAUGCCCGGAAAUGUCUUCGGUAUUCUGACCCAUCUCGACCUGUUCAAGAAGCAGAGUACUUUGAAGAUGACCAAGAAGCGCCUGAAGCAGCGUUUCUGGAGUGAACUCUACCAGGGUGCCAAGCUUUUCUACCUUUCCGGUGUGAUCAACGGCCGAUAUCCAGAUCGCGAAGUCCAUAACCUAUCGCGAUUCUUGUCCGUUAUGAAGAAUCCUCGUCCGCUUAUUUGGCGUAACUCUCACCCGUACGCGCUGGCGGAUCGCUUUUUGGAUAUCACCCCUCCCACUCAAAUCGAAGAAAAUCCCAAGUGUGAUCGUACUGUGGCAUUGUAUGGUUAUCUCCGCGGUACCAAUUUCCCAGCUUAUGGUGCGCGGGUGCACGUGCCUGGUGUGGGUGAUCUGACAGUCUCUGGCAUUGAGGGAUUGCCUGACCCCUGCCCUACUCCCUUCAUGGACCAGCAAGUUGCAAAAGUAUCUGGAAAGUCGUCGCGGCGCAAGCUGGGUGAGAAGCAAAAGCUCCUCUUUGCUCCCAUGUCCGAUGUUGGUGGUGUCUUGGUUGACAAGGAUGCGGUCUACAUCGAUGUCAGAACUACCAACUUUAACCGUGACUCGGAUGACGAGGAAGAAGACCACGAGGACCGUGGACUUGGCGAGCAGCUUGUAGUUGGUCUGCAGGGUGAGCGACGAUUGCUUGGUGAGGCCGACGAGGGUGUCCGUCUUUUCCGUGAUGGUGAAACCAUAACUCAAGAUGGCGAAGAGACUGGCCGUAAGCACAAGAGACACGCGCGCAUUGCAGAUGCUGAACGUGAUGGUCAAGAGGCAUCAGACGAUGAGGGCCUCGAGAGUAGCGAUGACGAAGACGAACAACUUGCCGAAUAUGAAGACGACGAGGAUCUCAGUGAGGAUGAUGAAGAUGAGGUCGAUGUGUCUGCUCCGUCAGGUUUCGAGGACAACUUCAAAGAAAGACAGAACGGAAGCAACCGUGAAAAUGGAGAGGAUCUUGCCUUUGCAGACAGUGACUCUGACCUUGGCUCAAUCUCUUCAGUCGAGGAUCAGGAGCUAGAGAGCGGUGAUGAAGAUGAAGAAGAUGAGGAUGAAGAGGAAGAAGAUGACGACGAGGAUGAUGAUGAGGAUGAUGAGGAAGACGAAGAGGGCAAUGCCAAAUGGAAGGAUAACAUGCUGGCCACAGCUAAAGCUCUUCAUAGCAAGCGCCCCGCUUUCCGUGUCUCUGACCUUUCAAGGAUGAUGUACGAUGAAUCCAUUAGUCCUGCUGAAGCUGUGCAAACGUGGCGCGGUGAGAACAAUGAAGAAGAUGAGGACGCCGAUGAGGAAGCCGACGAUUUUUUCAAGAAGACCAACAAUGAGAAAAAGUACGAAGCCGACUUCCGUGCAGUUCCCGAAUAUGACUACGACGAAUUGGAGCGUAAAUGGCGGGAUGAAGAAAUGAUCGAGUCACUCAAACGUCGUUUCAUCACUGGCAAACUUGUUGGUGGCUUCGACGAUCUCGAUGAGCUUGAUGAUGAUGAUAUGGAUGACGUCUUCGAUGAAGAUGAGGAUGAUGAAGGUGAUGGAGCCUUCGAGGACUUGGAGACGGGUGACGUCUUCAAUGGAAUCAAGGACGACGAUGAAGAGGGAGAUGAAGACGAAGACGACGAGGAUGCAGAGCCCGAAGGCCCAGUAGAUUUGGAAGCUGAGCGUGAACGUAAUGCCAAGAAAAAAGAAGAGCUGAAGCUGCGCUUUGAAGAAGAAGAUCGGGAGGGCUUUGGAAACGCUAAAGAGGGAGCUCGAGAUGGUGGCGAUGGGGAAUUCGGCGAGGAUCAAUGGUAUGAACUGCAGAAGGCUAAAAUGCAAAAACAGCUCGACAUCAACCGCGCCGAGUUCGACACCCUUGAUCCCGCUUCUCGUGCCCGAGCUGAGGGCUUCAAAGCAGGAACUUACGCUCGUAUCGUCUUGGAGAAAGUCCCAUACGAGUUUGCAAGCAAGUUCACUCCUCGGUUCCCUGUUAUCGUCGGAGGUCUCUCUCCUACCGAAGACCGUUUCGGAUACGUACAAGUUCGCAUCAAGCGCCACCGCUGGCACAAGAAGAUCUUGAAGAGCAGUGACCCCCUGAUCUUCUCCCUCGGCUGGCGUCGUUUCCAGUCGAUGCCCAUCUACAGCACUUCGGACAGUCGGACCCGAAACCGUAUGCUCAAAUAUACACCCGAACACAUGCAUUGCAUGGGUGUCUUCUACGGUCCACUAGUGGCCCCCAACACAGGUUUCUGCUGCGUUCAGUCGUUCUCGAAUAAGAACCCAGGCUUCCGGAUUGCGGCAACUGGUGUCGUGCAGAGUGUGGAAGAGCACACUGAGAUCGUCAAGAAACUGAAGCUCACUGGCGUACCAUACAAGAUCUUCAAGAACACUGCCUUUAUCAAGGACAUGUUCAACUCCUCGCUGGAAAUUGCCAAGUUUGAAGGUGCUUCGAUUCGAACUGUUUCAGGCAUUCGUGGUCAGAUCAAGAAGGCGCUCGGCAAGCCCGAGGGUUGCUUCCGUGCCACUUUCGAGGACAAGAUUCUCAUGAGUGAUAUUGUCUUCCUGCGCGCCUGGUACCCUAUCAAGCCGCAUCGCUUCUACAACCCGGUCACCAAUCUUCUGGAUCUGGAAGAGGGUGCUUCUGCAGACAGUGGCUGGCAGCAGAUGCGUUUGACUGGUGAGGUGCGCCACGAUCAAGGUAUCCCAACUCCCAUGAACAAGGAUUCAGCCUACCACAAGAUUGAGCGCGAAACUCGUCACUUCAAUCCUCUCCGUGUGCCACGCCAACUGGCUGCCGAUCUUCCAUACAAGUCUCAGAUCACAAAGAUGAAGGCACGCAAGGAUCAGACCUAUAUGCAGAAGCGGGCUGUGGUCCUAGGUGGCGAGGAGAAGAAGGCACGAGACCUCAUGCAGAAGCUGACAACAAUGCGCAACGAGAAGCAGGAGAAACGGGCAAUCAAGCAAGAAGAGCGCCGUAAGGUAUACCGUGCCAAGGUUGCUGACAGUCUUGAGAAGAAGGCUGCACGUGAAAAGAGAGAGAAAGCGGAAUACUGGCAGCGCGAGGGUAAGAAACGCAAGAAUACCGAUGGUGAAUCUGGUGGCCGGUUCAAGAAGCGCAGCAAAUAA